CUAAUAUUUCUUUGUAAACAUUGAAACGUAGUUAACGUUUAUACAUAGCUGUUAUGGAUAUGAAUAGACCCUAAAAGAAAAAAAUGGCAACAUAUAAGCAUGAUCCAAAUACUGAAGAUGUAUUAGAUUCAAGUGAAGAUGAGGAGGACAAUUCAAGUCGGUUUGCUUCAGUUCGCGGACAUAUGUCUUCAGUGCGUUCAAAUGAAAGAAGCAGAGCGUCAAUUUCAAGUUUCUUCACUGUCAAAGGUUCUAAUGAUAAAGAAAGCAAUGUUUACAGUGAAAUAGAAGAUGCUGAUGUUAUUGACAAAACAGAUCACCAGCCUUUCACUGGUCACGUAAAUAGAACGGAGGUGGAUAUAAUUAAAGAGAAAAAUGAAAAACUAUGUUUUAAAUGCAAAACAGCAGAGGCAAUCCAUUUCUGCAGAACCUGCAGAUACGGACGUCAAUAUAUGUGUUAUGAUUGUCUUCAAGGUCACGACGAUUGGAUUGAUGGCCAUGAUGUUGUCAUAUUAUCGGUGGAUAUUGAAGGAAAUUUGGACCAACAGCCCGAAGACUUAAAUAAAUUAGGAAUGAGCAAAGAAGCAAACUUCAACCGUCUUAAAACAUCAAAAAUCUCUCGACAACCUUUAAAUGUUGACAGUGAUGAACAAGAUGAUGAGAACGAAGGACAGAAUACUGAAAAUGAAAUGCCUCCCUAUAAAGAGGGUCAAGCUAUCAGCAAGAGAUUUUACAAGGACGAGUUAUAUCCAAGCAUAGCACACGAGCUCAGAACAAAGCAGCGUUGUAGAACUGACGGUCAACUUCAAAAGUACGGAAUGUACUCGAUACGAGUUCUGAUACAAAGACAUGUGCUAUUACAGGGAUAGUUCAGCUAGAGAAUGAAAAGAUGUUACUAGCUGACUCUGAAAACUGUAAUCUUAAAAUUCUGAAUGAAGAAACUUUUAAGAUUAUUGUUUCUCGUGAACUACCUAGUAAUCCAUACUUAAUGUCCUUCGCUAAAGAAAACAAGGUUAUCAUCGCAUGUAUAAACUCCGAGUUUUACUUAGUCGAUUUCGCGGACGACAAAGACAUUCAGAAAUUGUUUGAAAUCAAACAUUUGUUUAAAUGUAUUGCUUUUGCUAGAGAUGAAGUAUGGGGAUGCACUUCUGACACAAUUGAGGUAUAUAGCGUUACAGGCGCAGAAAUCACAAAGUUUAAACCAACAGGUGUUACCAAUAUUGAGGACAUGUGUGUAAGCAAAGAAGGAGACAUUAUUUAUUGUGCUGACGAGAAGAAAGGUAUAGUUGCUAUUAACAAACAUGGAACUGUUGUAGAUAUCAUAUCGGAAAAUUUAUGUAAACCUCAUCGAGUGUGUCUUAGUCCAGAAGGCUACAUUUUUGUGACCGAGAAAAAUACUGACAGAGUAAUGAAAGUGGAUAUACAGCGAAAGGAUGCGAUACAAAUUGGACGAGAAGAUGUGUAUACAAACAACAGCCCUAUUUCUUUGUGUCAUGAGAAGACAAACAAUAGACUUAUAGUUGCUUUGUGGCAAAGUGACAAAAUUCAUGUUUAUACUUGCCCAUGAUAUAUUUGAAGGAUUGACAGUAUAGACAAUA
Molecule: messenger RNA, 1595 nt
Organism: Ruditapes philippinarum (Manila clam)
Lineage: Eukaryota; Metazoa; Mollusca; Bivalvia; Venerida; Veneridae
Exons: 2
Coding region: 84-866 (260 amino acids)
Source: RefSeq, a predicted model, not a curated record